This is a messenger RNA of Striga asiatica, 4358 nucleotides long. NCBI's taxonomy places the organism in Eukaryota, Viridiplantae, Streptophyta, Magnoliopsida, Lamiales, Orobanchaceae. The record is from the annotation of a GenBank genome assembly.
GCCGUAGCAAGAGAGAGAGAGAGAGACUUAAAGCUCCAUUAAUUCGAUAAACAACUCAGCACACACACGAAGCCUCUCUCUCUCUCACACUUUCUGUGUGUUUCUGCUUCUUCUUCUCUCUCUAACAUUAGAAGAGAAGAGUGGGGGGGAGAGAUAAAGGGGAAGCAAAAAAGCUUGCGAGGGAAUACAGAAAAGAGGAAUUGUGCGUUGUAGGUGAUUAUCGAGUGUUUUGAGGAAAAAUAAGAGCUUAAAUGGAUAAAGAUUUGCAUGAAGUACUGCCAGCUACAACUGCCAAGCUUAAGGGCAUUCGUCUUGGUAUUUUAUCUGAUGAAGAUGCGGAGAAGCUAUCGACAUCCGUGAUUGGAUCAGUUCAUGAUGUAUCAAGUGCCUCUCUUGGACUUCCUACGUUUAAUGCUACCGAGUGCACUACUUGUGGUGCCAAAAACGCAAGAGACUGUGAAGGGCAUUUCGGUCGGAUCAACCUCCCUUUCACUAUUCUGAACAAUUAUUACAUGCCCGAAAUCGCGCAAGUUCUUAACAAAAUAUGUAUAGGAUGUAAAAGUAUCCGGACUGGCAAGGCCAAGAAAGCUGAUUCUGCUGCAAGUAAUCAUCCACCUACAAUAUGCAGAUAUUGUCAUGGAAACGCAAGAUUCGGAUAUCCUAAAAUGAAAUUCCGUAUAUCUUCGAAACAUGUCUUUGCCAAGAGUGCGAUUAUUGCGGAAGUCCAUGAAAAAUUUGUUGAUAAGAACUCUGGCUUCAGUCUGCCUUCUGAUUAUUGGGAUGUAAUCCCAAAAGAUAUUGAUCAAGUGCAUGACAAGUUGCCGCCAAACAAGAGAGUACUAUCUCCUGCUCAGGUCUUUACCAUUUUAAAGGACGUAGGUGAAGGUAUUCUUGAAAAGCUUGUGAAGAGGAAAAACGCAAUCUUCCAAAAUACUUUGCUUGUGACCCCGAACAGUCAUCGGGUGAGAGAAUUUAAUCAGCGCAUGACUACCGAUGAAACUACAAAGUUGUACCGAAAGCUGGUUGAUUCUCCAGGCACACCAAAUGUAUUACGCUCUGAGCAAGUCUCGAACCAACAGAAGGCAUACGAAAAACAGUCGUUAAACGAGUCGGCCUCGAGCUCGUCAGGUUUGAGGAACCUCAAAGACCUCGUGCUCGGCAAAAGAACAGACCACUCUUUUCGUAUGGUAGUCGUUGGUGACCCGAGACUCAAAGUUGGUGAAAUCGGGCUUCCCUCUCAAAUAGCCGAGAAAAUGCUCGUCUCAGACCACAUCAACUCAUGGAACUGGGAAAAGCUCGAGCAGUGCUGUGAUUUCAUGCUCAAGGACAGGGGAUGCUUUUCUGUCCUAAGGAAUGAUCAAACGGUCACAAUCUGGACAAAAGACAUGUUAAGACAAGGAGAUUCUAUCCGACGGCAGCUAUUGGAUGGGGACAUAGUUUUGAUCAAUCGCCCUCCGUCGAUCCAUCAGCACUCGCUCAUAGCAUUAUCUGUCAAGAUUCUCCCGAUAAAUUAUGUUAUAUCAAUAAACCCCUUAAUCUGUGACCCUCUCAGAGGGGACUUUGAUGGGGACUGCCUGCACGGCUAUGUCCCGCAGUCCGUGAAUUCGAGAGUCGAGCUUCGAGAGCUCGUCACUUUGGACAAGCAGCUUGUGAACGGACAAAACGGGCGAAACCUCCUCUCGUUGACUCAGGAUAGCCUUACUGGGGCCCACCUCUUGCUCGAGGACGGUGUUGUCAUGACAAAAAUCGAGAUCCAGCAGCUGCAGAUGCUUUGUUCUUCUUCUUCUUCCCAUUUACUGCUGCCAGUGCCUGGUAUUGUGAAGUCCUCCUCUUCUUCAAGGUCCGCUUUGUGGACGGGUAAUCAAUUGUUCAGCGAGCUUUUGCCUCGGGAUUUCGAAUUCAGCUACCCGUCGAACGGCGUUUGCAUAAGGCAUGGUGAGGUUGUGUCUUCGUGCUCGAAUGGAUCGAUUUGGCUUAACGACAGUAGCGAGAAUCUCUUUCAGUGCCUCGUGAGGCAGUAUCGAGAUAACGUGCUCGAUUUUCUGACAGCAGGGCAGGAGGUUCUUUGUGAAUGGCUCAUGAGAAGGGGAUUGAGUGUUUCGUUAUCGGAUCUUUACCUCUCGUCGGAUAUCGAUUCCCGAAAGAAUCUUCUCGAGGAAAUAAAUUUCGGUCUGCAAGAGGCAAAGAAAUUGUCCGAGAUCAGUUUGGCGAUGGUGGCCGGCAACGAGCAUCUUCUGAUGGAAAGCAGCAGCUCGGACGAGAGUGAGAUUUUUCCGGCGCUGAAUUUACCGUCUGAUCCUCGGCUCUUUCAAGCUUCGGUUUCGGUUCUCAAGUCAGUUUCGCGUGACAUGCAGAGUCUCGUGUACAAGCACACAGGAAAGAACAAUUCUCUCAUAGCCAUGCUGAAGGCCGGAAGCAAAGGGAAUCUUCAAAAGCUGUCCCAACACAGCAUGUGCGUGGGUUUGCAGCACACGCUAUCCCCAGUUGCCUUUCCUGUCCCGAACGAGCUCUCGUGUGCUGGAUGGAAUAAGGAAAAGAAUCGUGAGGCAGUUUCGGACUCGUAUAUUCCGUGUACGAUGGUGGGUGGCUCUUUCUUGGAAGGUUUAAAUCCCAUGGAGUGUUUCAUGCUGUCAUUGACGACGCGCGACAGUACUUUCGGUGGACAUGCGGAUGUUUCGGGGACUCUGGCUCGGAAGUUGAUGUUCUUCAUGAGAGACUUGAUGAUUGGGUAUGAUGGCACUGUCAGGAGCAGUUACGGAAAUCACGUGGUGCAAUUUGAUUAUUGCACGGAGAACAUGCAUGUUGAAAAUGGUGAUGGCCCUGUUGGAGGACAUCCAGUUGGCUCGAUGGCUGCUUGUGCCAUUAUUGAAGCUGCCUACAGUGCUUUGGAUCAACCAGUUAGUGUGCUAGAGCCAUCUCCUUUGUUAAAUUUGAAGAAAGUUUUGGAUAGUGGGGUCAAAAGAAAUACGGGAAGUAAAAGUGCAUCGCUGUUUUUGUCCAAAAGACUCGAGAGAUGGGCAAAUGGUUUCGAGUAUGCGGCUUUAGAAGUGAAGGAUCAUUUGGAGAGCCUGACUUUGGCCGACGUAGUUUCUGAAGUAAAGAUAUGCUUCUCGAGCAAGGCAGGAAAACGCAGCACUGCAGGUCCAUGGGCUUGCCAUUUUCAUAUAGACAAGGAAGUUGCCAAGAAGAAGAGGCUGAAAUUGAGCUCGGUCAUCAAUGCCCUUAAUAUGAACAGAAAAUCAAGUGGAGUAAAAUGGAAAAUAGAUCUUCCCCUGCAUAUCACUAGCAAGGCUUGUUCUGAAAUUGAUGAUCAUAGAGGCCUCGAUUCAAUUAUUUGCAUUACGGCUGCACUUUCUGAGAGCUUCAAUGAAUUCUCCGACUUGGAUGUUCUUCGUGACAUGGUUGAACCUGCCCUUCUGAAGACAGUGAUAAAAGGAUGUCAGGAAUUUAAAAAGGUCGAUAUUUUGUGGAAAGAUGAUCAAAAUAAUCCAAAAUCUACGAGGCGGCGGGCUUCAGGGGAACUCUUUUUACGGGUUGUGAUGUCAGAUCUUUGUGAUAGAACCAAGUUUUGGAGCAUCCUUUUAGAUAAGUGCCUACGAAUAAGAAAUCUAAUCGACUGGAACCGUAGCCAUCCGGAUGACAUUCUUGAAUGUGGUGAAGCGUUUGGAGUUGAUGUUGCAUGGUACCGUUUUGUGAAAGAUUUGCAUUCUGCCAUUGAAGACACUGGAAAGACCAUCCUUCCGGAACAUUUGACUGUGACGGCCAAUUGCCUGUCAGCGAGUGGUGAAUUCGUGCCGCUAAGUGCUAAAGGAUUGUCCAACCAACGAAAGGAAGCCAAUGUUCAUUCACCCUUUGCUCAGGCGUGCUUCUCGAGUCCAAGUGAUUGCUUAGUGAAAGCGGCUAAGAUGGGACAAAAGGACAGUCUUCAAGGAAGUCUAGAGGCUUUAGCAUGGGGAAAAGCUCCUUCGAUCGGAACCAGUUCCGAGUUUGAUAUUUUGUAUUGUUUAAAGGAAAAAGGACCAGCCAAGCCGAAGGAUGUUUAUUCUCUGUUGAGCACUCAAAUUGGAUCUGCAAAACCGAUUGAUCCACUGAAGAAAGCUUUAGGGGAACCUAUUGUGUCCUCUCAUUUCAACACGUCAACGCGUAAACGUUUGUUCAGGGAAUUGGUCUCUGGACACUUCACCAAGUUGGGAAUUAAGAAAAUUUCACAGAGGUUAAAGCGCAUGCUGAAAGAGUAUCCUAUGAACUCUACAUUGAGAGAACAGGAUAAGUCUACUGCUAUGAAGGCUUUACAUUUUCAUCCACAGUGGACUUCGAAAGUCGGGUCAGGCAUUCUCGAUAUUAAGGUAAACAAAUAG